Cinara cedri is the source of this 7597-nucleotide messenger RNA. NCBI's taxonomy places the organism in Eukaryota, Metazoa, Arthropoda, Insecta, Hemiptera, Aphididae. The record is from the annotation of a GenBank genome assembly.
UGACAUCAUGGUUGUAAGCUGAGUCAUUAUAAGUCAUAAUAAGUAAAUACUUACGGCCUGAGCGCUAAAGAAUGUUGUCAAACGCCAAACCGAACACCGAAAGUCGGUAACGCUGAUAAGCGUCUAAGCGUGGCUAUACGAUGAUAUGAUAACUGCCAAGUAUCAAGGUGGAAAAAUAUCAAUCGAUAAAAACUGAUAAUCACCUUGCAGUGUUAACAGUAUUCUUUGUUAUCUUAGCUAUGAUAACCACUCGACACAGACUUCCCUCUAGAACUUCAAUCAAAGUUUAAACUCUAAAUCAACGUUGAAUUAGACUACGAAAAUCGAAUUUGUGUGUUAAUUUUUAAACUCCUCAAGUGGUCGACUGUUCCUCAUUCAACGGAAACAAACAGUUCCAAUACAAAAAUGUCACCAAGGUAGAUUUUUACACAUUACACUAUAACAUUUAGGUAUAUAUCACGAUUUAAGACUUAAUAUUUUAUGUAAAAUCGCGGUGUAAGUAUACGCAUAACAAACAUUAUUGUAUAAAUGUCUAAUAUAUAAACCGUUUAUAACGAUGCAAAAUGUAACAAAAAACAGUGACAGUUUUUAUUUUGUAUCAACUAAUAUGGUUUUACCGCUUUUACUUUUAAUCAGAUAAAAUGAUUAAUCAUUGAUCAAGCAAAAUUUGUGGUUUUCCCAAUUAGUUAUAUUUAUAAAUUUUUAAUAGUGCCAUUAUAAACAGUUACUACACUGUAUUAUUGUAUUUAAGUAUCUAUACCAUUUUGUAAAUAAUUUAAUAAAUUGUAUUCUUAUGUCAAAUAUUAAAUUUUUUGUAUUAAUAUAUUAUUUUGUACUGUAGAAAAAAACGUGGAGGGAUGAGAGGCCGAGGUAGAGGUAGAGGUAUAUCGAAAAGAAGGGGACCAAGACCACGUCAGCCGUCAUUGACAGCAGAUGAUACCGAUGCAGAAGGUACAUCUAACGAUGGCAAUGUAUCUUUUGAGCAGUUACCAUCACAAUCAACAUCAUUACAAGGACAAAGCAAUGCUGAAUAUAACGAAGAAAGGGAACUAUCAUUACCUCGACUUAAACCAACAGCCAUUGGUGAAAAUUCUACUCUUGCAUCAAGUAUAACAAAUUAAAUACAUAUAUAUUUUUAAAUUUAAAAAUGAACAACUAAUGUGUAUCAUGAAUAAAUUCAUAAUUUUAGUAUUGAGCCGUGAUCGAAAAUCUGACUAUAUAAUGUCUGAUGAUGAAAUGGACCACGUUCAAUGGGAACUUGAAUCAAUGUUAACUUCUUUAAUUCUUCACAAGAACACAGUAAAAGAUGAACUCAGUACUUUCGCAUCAAUGCAGUUUAACCGAUCUCAACAAAAAAUAAAUCAAAAUCCUAUGCUUCCUAAAAUUGUAAGUGUGUUUAUUAUAAAGUAAUAUUACCUUUCAUUUAAUUCAUUGACCUUUUAAAGGAAACUAUUUAACUAAUUUUUUAAGGUGUUAAAAAAAUUUACAUUGAUAACUUUAAUUUUAAAAAUAUAAUAGCUAUAUUGCCGUCCUAAGAAAAAACGCCGUAAAUAAGAAAAAAAAAUAAGAAUACUAGAAACAUGUGUAUAACUAUAAUAUUAAACGUAAUACAGUAUUUUUUUUUUCGAUUUACUGCUUUUUUUUUUGGGAUGGCAGUUUGUACACUAUGUAAUUGUUUGUUGGAAACACUCAAUAACUUAACAAAUAUUGAAUAUAUUUGAAUUCUGUUUGUUUUUGGUGCUUAACAAACUUUGUUAUAACUUAUUAAACUAAUUGAACAAUUUUUAUACUAUUUUAUUUCGUGGAUGCGCAUAACAACUUUUUUUUUUUUAAAUGGCAAUCUCACCUUUUUUUGGUUAACUUUUUUUACUUUUAUUUUUUAUGAAUUUCAAUGGUAAAACUAACUUCCUAUGUUAAAAAAUAUGGAUAUUUCAAUGUUUGAUAUAUUUUUUUUUAACAUUUUUGAAAUAUUUAUCAAUUUUAUGGCUUAAAUUAUUCAUUUUUGUACCUCGUGAUAUUUUUUAGUGAUAUUUUUUGUACCUACUUUUGGAAAGUAUCCUUUUCCCCUAAAGAAACUAAUUUUUUUAAGUUUGUCUCCUUUAAUUUUUUUUAGUUCAAAAUUUCAUUUAUUUAUCGUUUUUUAUGACUGGUUUUGUUGAUCAAAAUAAUAAAACUAAUUUUUUGUUUUUCUAAAUUCAGAUAGGCAACAUCCGUCACAUAGUUAUUUUCAAAAGUUAAAAAGGAAUUUACGAAAUACUCAUUCUUUUUCUAAUACAAGAGUUAUUGUUAACCAAUAAUCUAGACGAGUCAAUAAAUUAAGGGAAGAUAUUGAGCUUCAAGUGUUCGCAUACAUAAGAGCAAAUCCCAGAGUUAGUAUGCGUCAUGUCGGCUUUGAAAUAAGUAUUUCUCAUAAUGCUGUUUAUAAAAUUUAAAAAAAAAAAAAAAACAUAAAUUUCAUUCAUACAGACCUAAUUUAGUUUAACACUUAUGCCAAGGUGACGUUGAACGUAGGAUUAUGUUUUUUUCUUGGUUGGUAAUUCAAUUAGAAUACAAUCUUAUUAUUUUAAAAUUACAUAUUAUGGACAGAUAAAUCCAAAUUCUCCAACAACAGUAUAAUAAAUAAACAAAAUAAUCAUUAUUGGUACAAUCAAAAUCCCCAUUGGGUUUUUGAAACAAAAAACCAUUGUGUCUGGGGAACAAAUGUUUGGUGUGGUUUUAUUAGAGAUACAUUGUUGGGACCUUUUUUCUACGAUGGUAUCUAGAAUUUCUAAUGAAUCAACUACCGAUCAUGCUAGACAAUAUUCCUCUUUCAACAAGAAAAAAUUUGAUUUUGCAACAAGAUGGAGCCCCGGCACAUAAUGCAAUUUUCUUGAAGAAUUAUUUAGAUAAAAAUUUUGAAAAUUGUUGGAUAUGAACUAAUGAUAUAAUAAAAUGGCCAACUUAAUCCCCAGAUCUUUCAUCACUAGAUUACUUUUUGUGAAAAUAUCUAAAAAAAGGCGUCUAUGCGAACCCAUCUACUAAUCUUGUUCAUUUGAAAUAAAAAAUUAUUGUGGCAUGUAUAUAACUUACUGAACGGCAAAUUUCAUCUGCAACAAAUAAAGAAUUUCUACGGAAGGCGGAAGGAUGUUUAAAUUAUAAUGGAGAGCAGCUUGAAAAAUUUAUAAGAUGAAUGAAUGUAGUUUUGAACUAAUAAAAAUAAAAAAUUAAAAGACAAUUUUUAAUCACCUAAGGAGACAAACUUAGAAAAAUUAGUUUCUGUAGGGAAAGAGGAUCUCUCCCAAAAGUAGGUACUAAAAAUAUCACUAGAAGAUAUCAUGAGGUACAAAAAUGAAUAAUUUAAGUCAUAAAAUUGAUGAAUGUCAAAGAUGUCAAUAAUGUCAAAAAAAUAAUAUCAAACAUUGAAAUAUCCAUAACUCGUCUAUUUUUUAACAUAGAAAGUUGGUUUUAACAUUAAAAUUAAAAAAAAAAGUUGUUAAGUGCAUGUGCGAAUUUAAAUGGCAUAAAAAUUGUUUAAUUAAUUUAAUAAAUUAUAACAAAGUUUGUUAAGUUAUUGAGUGUUUUCAACAAACGCUUACACACUGUAUAAAAUGAAAAAUUUGUGUUAUUAUUAUUUACUAUACUUGAUAUGGGUAUUUUCUGUGUUAUAAUAGAAUAUGUGAAAAUCAAUAAAAUAUUGAUAGUUAAUGUUUACAGUGUAGUUUAUUUAAUACAAAAAUUAUUUUAAAUAUUUAUAUGCUUUCAGUAUUUACUAUAAAUAACUGAAACUUUGAUUAUGUUAAUUUAUUUAAAUAUUAUAAAUACCUACUUUUAAAAAAAAAUAUAACUAUUUUUAUUAUAUAGAAAUUACAGUUUGUUAUUUUAAUUUUAUUAUAAUUGAAGAUCAUUUGUUCUAUUUUAUUUUUAUAGACACCAAGAGCUGCUGCAGAAAUAUCUCCUGUAAAUGAAUGCCGUAAGAUGAAAAUUGAAUUUGAUCCCACUAGUAAAGUAAGUACUAGUAUGAAAAAUAGUUGAAUUAUUAAAAUAAAUAAUUUAAUAUAAAUUAAUUUUUAGGAACUACCUCCUAACAAAACCGAAUCAGCAAAUAGAUUCUGGUCCCAAGUUGAACCUUUUCUAGCUCGUGUAACUAAGGAAGAUGUUAAAGUAUGAUUAUUUUUAUGGUACAAUAUUGUUUCAUUAAAUUUAUAUGUGUUUAAUUUUUCAGUGGUUAGAAAAUUUGGUAAAAUCAUAUGAUCUUAAUGAUAAAUUGUAUGAAAUACCACCUUUGGGUGAACAUUAUUCAAAGAUUUGGGCCAAAGAAGAGUUGGAAAUGCAAAAAAACCAAUCAUCAUCUUCACCUCGGCCAAAUAAAAAAAUUAAACUCACUGAGCGAAUAACUCCUGAUGUUAUAGAACUAGUGAAUAGAGUAAACUCUGCUUUGUAAGUUGAAUGUUAAAUUGUGGUUGUGUGAAAUGAAAAUAUUACUAAAAUCAACAUUUGAUUAAAAUUUUAAACUUGUGUUUUAAAAAAAAACUUGAUUUAACUAUAUUUUAAGUAUUCAGUAGUUAAUUUUUAAUUACUAUGUUGUAUAAUAGUAAAUUUUUCAUUUUAAUUAUGUAGAUUUUAUAAAAAAUACCAAAAAACUAAUUGAUAAUCCAUAUAACUGUAUUUUUUUUUUAAAUUAUUAAAUUGUAGACAUGAUGGUAUUCCUUCUACACCAGUAUAUCAAAGGGUUGUAAGUGCUCUUAAAGAACAUGCACCAUCAGAGGACACCGAGGAACAUUUUCUGGAAUUUGAUGGUAUUGUUGUUUUUUUACUAUUUCCGUAAACAAUAAUAUGUGUUUGUAUGUUUAUAUAUAUAUAUUCAUAUUUUUUGAUUAAUAAAGAUGAAGACAAACCACAGGAAAUGAACAAUACUUGCAAAGAAUUUUAUGCAGAGCAAAAUGUUAAGAAGCAAUUAAACAAAUUAGGGCUGCUUGGUCGCUAUUCUAAAAUGGUACCACCACCACUACCACCACCACCACCACCACUGCCACCACCACCACCACCACUAUCAUCACAGGAUCUACCUUCUACAUCAGCUAUACCUGAUGAGGUACUUGAAAUUAAAAAUGAUUGUUUGAAUGAUUAUAUUAAUGUGUAUUUUUUUUUUUUUUUUUAAUUUUAAAUUUUUUUUUUUUAGGACCAUGAUGAAAUUUUAGAAGAAAUACUCAAGUGUGAUAGAGAGUUAGCUCAAUUACGAGAAUUAAACAAAAAUAGCUUGACAAAAUUAUUGGAAAAAUGCCACAUAGAUUAUCGUCAACAAAUUAUAAAAAAAAAAAUUGAAGUUGUAAAUGAAAAGGUACAAACGGUUAUUUGUAUAUAAUUAGAUAUAAAAUAUAUCCCUGAAAUAAACUUUAAGACAUUUUAUUUAUUUUGCUAGAAAAAUUUUAAAAAAUAAUCAUAUUAUUGAUUACAGUAUUUUGUUUUUAAAUAACCAAGACAAUAUUUUCUUUAGAUCUGUAUUUAAAGAGUUGUAUAUUAUUUAUUAUGUAGUUAAAGAAAAUAAUUUUAAAAACAUGCAUAAAAUAUUUUUAAAAUAAUAUUCUUUAGAUACGUGUGGGUAAUAAAUAUACUAUUCUAUAUAAUUUCAUCUCCUAUUUUUUAUUAGUAAGUUUAUAUAUUUCUCUCUAUAUCAAAUGCAUAAUCUAGAGAAGGGAGUGAGGUUUGCUGUUCAACAGUCCAAACACUCCUUUUCUCUCACUUUUUAUUGUCUUGUGAUUUCUCACUUAAGGUUCAGUUUAUUAGUAAAUAGCUCUAUGGGUAUUAUAUGUAUAAAAUAAAAUUUUUUUAAAUAGUAACCAAUUAAAUACCUAAUUUAAAUAUUUGUAAAUAUUUUUAUAUUUUUUAAAUACCUUAAUUUCUACCUAUACGUAGAAAUUACAUUUUAUCAACUGUCAAAUAGGUGACAUGUAUUUUUAGUUAAAAAGAUAGGUCCAAUCUAGUACUAUACUAUUCAUUUAGUAUAAAUAUAUACAUUUUAGAACUUGAUUUUAAAUACAAGAAUUUCUGUUAUAUUUAGAUUAUACAUUUUAAAAGAAUGCAAAAUGAAUCAUGGACUAAGGAAAAACAAUUGGCCCAAGCAAAUAAAGAAGACGAAGAAUUGAGUUUUUUAUUAAAUGAUCGCAGUGAUUUACUUAUGCAAUUACAAUCGAUACCAUUUGAUCCUAGUAGCAUUUUAAACCUAUCGGCUUCUGAUGAUUCAGAAUCCAGUGAUGAAGAAUUUGACUCAUCUAAAGUAAUUAAAACUGAAAAAUCUGAACCUGAUGUAAACAUAAAAGAAGAACAUGAUGAUGAAUAUCAAACUGCUAACGAUUUCGAACUUCAUAUUAAACAAGAGGUUAUUGAAGAGAAUAUAGUUUGUGAAGAAGUGAAUGAGGAUAUAAAUAUGGAACUGGUCAUAAAAGGAGAAAUGAAUACUGAAGAGAUGGAACAGAUGGUAGAUGAGACAAACGAAACUGAAAAUAUUAAUGAAGACAAAACCAAUGAAGAUUAUCGAACUGGACAAAAAAUUGAUGAAACAGCUAGUAUUAACUCUGGUCGUUCGGAUACUCUUAGUCCAAACUACUUUGAUAUUGCGAACUCUAGCUGUUUGGAUAAUACUAAUUCUAGCUGCUUAGACAUUGUUACUGAAUGUAUGGAACCAGUUCUUAAUUGUUUAGAUACUGCCACUUGUUUGGAUACUAAUACCUGUUUAGAUAUUGCUAAUAGCUCUUUAGAUACUGUUACUAGUGAUUUAGAGACUGUUACUGGUUUAUAUUCUGCUAGUAGUUUAGAUAAUGAUAGCUGUUUAGAUACUGCUAAUAUUAACAGAAUAGAUAAGAUUAAUGUAGAAGAUAAAGAUAACAGUAAUACAUAUGAACCAGUUAUCAAUCAAAGUUGUAUUGAGGAAAUACAAAGUACCUCGGGAAAUGUACAAACAUCUAAAAUUGAAUUAAAAAAUUCAAUUGAAAUUAAAACGGAACCAGUAGAAUAUGAACAAGAAUUAGACCUUACAGAGAAUAAUGCUAUGAUUGAUGGUAUUAAACGAGAACUAAGACCUCGAAAAUUAAAUGAAACUGUAUACUUUGAACAAUAUAUUGGAUCUUCAAGUGAAGAAAGUGAUUUUACUCUCUCAGAUUAAUGUUCCUAUUUUUAUAUAUUAAUACUAAACUUAAGUAAACAACAACAUAGUUGUAAUAUUAUAAUAUUUUUAAAAAAUGAUUUAAAUUAGAAUUGUUUUUACAUUAAUAUGAUUAACAUUAAAAUAUUUUUUUUUUUUAUUCUAUUCAUAUAGGUUUUUUUUGUAAUAGCCAAACAAUGUUUUGAUUUUUUUUAUUUAUUACUUUAACUUGUUUGUUAUUUGAGACAAUUUUCCUAUAAUUAAAUUAAACAGUGAUAAUAUUUAUCGUUUAUUUGACAAUAAAUUUAUAAGGUAGUUUUGUCGAAUAUAUGAAAUACAAUUAAAAUAAUUAACAUCCCAUUGAUGGUAAUUCAUUCUUAAUACAAAUAUUACAAAUAUUCAUCUGUUGUAUUAAUAUAGUACAAACGUUUUUAUUACCUAUCUACAUAUAAGAUAUAAAUUAAGAAAUUUACUAUGCAC